Molecule: messenger RNA, 501 nt
Organism: Mesocricetus auratus (golden hamster)
Lineage: Eukaryota; Metazoa; Chordata; Mammalia; Rodentia; Cricetidae
Product: carcinoembryonic antigen-related cell adhesion molecule 3-like
Exons: 3
Coding region: 1-501 (166 amino acids)
Biological process (GO): T cell activation
Cellular component (GO): external side of plasma membrane
Source: RefSeq, a predicted model, not a curated record
AUGAUUGACUUCAAGAGCCUUUUGGCUAUCCAACAUACCAGAAAGGAAGCCAACUCUGUGGGGGCCCGCAACAGUGGCAGGGAGACAGUGCACAGUGAUGGAUCCCUGCUGCUUCAUGGUGUCACUCAGGAAGACUCUGGAUUGUACACUCCACAAAUUGUGAGAACAGAUAUGCAACCUGAAGAAGCACAAGUCUGGAGCUUUGAAGAACUUAGCCAAAGACAAAAUGAACAUGUAACACAGCCCUUUGUACAAAUCACUGAUGCCACAAUUGUAGGACGUAGAUCUGUGAUUUUCACCUGCAUUUCACCUGACACUGAUAUCCCUAUUCAUUGGCUCUUCAAUAAGGAGAAUCUGCAGCUCAAAGAGAGGAUGACUCUGUCCCCAAAAAAGUGUGGACUCAGAAUAAAUCCUGUCAGGAGUGAGGAUGCUGGAGAGUAUCAGUGUGAGGUCUCCAAUGGAUUCAACUUGAAGAUCAGUCUCCCAGUCUCCUGGCUGUGA